Messenger RNA from Rhizoctonia solani, 1002 nucleotides. RefSeq names its product coiled-coil vesicle tethering family A protein. Bases 1 to 1002 code for a protein of 333 amino acids. Gene Ontology annotation, biological process: peptidyl-L-cysteine S-palmitoylation; protein targeting to membrane. NCBI's taxonomy places the organism in Eukaryota, Fungi, Basidiomycota, Agaricomycetes, Cantharellales, Ceratobasidiaceae. The transcript has 8 exons. The record is from RefSeq and is a predicted model, not a curated record. Gene Ontology annotation, cellular component: endoplasmic reticulum palmitoyltransferase complex; extrinsic component of endoplasmic reticulum membrane.
AUGACGGGAAACACGGACUUGGAAGAUUCGCAGCCUCGGUUAACAGCCAACCACAACGAGACGCCGGCUCAGCUCUUGAUGGAUGAUGAUGCAAGGGGCAGCAAUCGAGUAUCUGGCAUGGCCGACGUGGAUAGCAGGAGCGACGAUGGGGAUAUUACUGGCAUCUACGACACUAGCGUUGGUGGAGGUACCCGAGGGGGAGCUGAUAUCGACGCUGUUGAACAUGCAUUGGAUCAUAUAGAAUCCCGUCCAGCGCACACACGCACUGGAUCCGAAUUCGACCCCGACGCACGCAACUCGGAGCCAAGUCCAGACGUCAACUUGGACUUGUCCUCGGUUGAAGAUGCCGCUGGGGACGGAGCCAUUCUCACACGUGAUUAUGUUCACCCCCUUGCUGCUGCCCAACUUGCCCCUGGAAAAAUACUCGUGUCGGGUCAGAUCCAGGGCCAGAUAGGAAAGACGGCUAGUGUCAGGAGUCGGGGGAGAGUCCCAGAUGCGUUGGAGGUUUUGCCGCUCGAUGAACAUGUCUCGACCAGGACUCGUCGGAGAGCAAUACCCCAUUCAUCGUAUUAUAGUGGUCCUCCGGGACUGGACUCCGCCUACGGUUCAGAUCCAGUCGCUCAGAUAGGUGUUCAUUAUCCAAGGGAGAUUUUGAGGAUCGAGAGGGACUACUCUGGGGGCGAACUUUGUCAGUUCCACCCAACAUUCCCACUCGAACUCGAAGGCCGCAUCACCCCUGUUCAACAUCAAGAAUCCAUGAACUCAAUCAACGAAGUUCUUAUCAGUGCACACAGCCUACUUCCGAGCUUUGUCUACAACUCGGUCGCCAUUCUGACCUUGUAUGUGUCGACGUUGUUUGUUUCGUCGCACUACGACAAGGAAAUGCAACGACUAAGGUUGUUGAUUGAUCAACUCAAUAGAGAGGUGUACAACCCACAGGGUCUGAAUAUCCUUUGGCCCCAGAGGACGGCGUUCCUCUUUCUGGAGAUUGAGUAUUAUUAA